AAAUUAUCGCCAGUUUACUUAAAAAAUCAACGAAUACAUUGUUGCAAUUUCGUCUUACAUAUGGACAUAUAAACGUAUACAUAGCUCAUUAACGCCUUAUCACAACCGAAUGAAGUUCGCAGCACUUCCGACGAUUCUAAAGAUCAGCAGGGUCUAACUACUAAAUUGAUGAAAUGUGCAGUUCUCCACGGCGAACACGGGGUUAAGGGGUUAUACGCAGUUAUGAAGCAAAUAAAAGACGGGUUGUCAAGGAUUUAUCCUGAAGAAACUUCAGAAUAUUUUAAUUUGAAAAUUUUGGCGGUUAUAAAAGCAUCCUUCAAGAACGUAACAAAAUUUUUUAUUUAUGAAAAUGUUGAUUAUAGAGCGCGCUGCAGGCGAUUUCUGGAACCUCCUUUAAAAAAAAGACGAUUUACGGUGUACAUCGCAACUCAGGAUUGGAUUAUCUGAAAUCAAAAAACCAAACAAAUUUUGUUAAUAUAUUAGAUUAUCUAGUAAUUAAUCGUUCGGCUAAUCAAAAUAGUGAAUUUUCACAAAAUGGCAGCUUUUAAAAGAAAUAAUUUCGAUUUUUACGUUAAAAUUUUAUAUCGUUUUAUAAAAUGGAAAAUAAGUAUCAGAUUUACAAAAGGAACGAUUAAUUACUAGAAAAUGUAUCUUUAAAGAUUGAGUUAAAACGGUUGACCGAUCAAACAAGCCGUUUUCGAGAUAUCGUGUACACCGACUUGAAAAAUGCCGUUUUGAAAAAAAACACGUUUAAAGUUUCAAUACCUACCUUAAAACGUGCCGAGGCAUCUCUACAUAUUUAGGUAUAACUCCGAAAGUAUUGCUUAGAUCUACUUCAAAUUUCGUGCGUAUACUUUUGAAUAUAUGUACAUUACAAAAAUGCAAUAAAAAAAUCGAUUUUUUUGAAAGUCAUAACUGCGUAUAACCCCUUAAACAAAUUAUAACUAAUGCAAAGAGCAAUGACAAUAGUAAUAACAACAACUAUGAUAAACGGAGCGAACGUGAUAAAUUACUUUUCUAUUCGCUCAACCAAUUAACAUUGCUCUGAAAUCUUACCGUUCAACAUGGCACUCAACUUUUUCGAAACGUUCUUAAAGAUUUUGAAAGCAUAUCUACGCGAUUUUUCGGUUUAUGUCGAACGUUUGAAAAAACUAAACGAACGUGAAAAGGUGUGUGAACUGCACGUAUGGCCGUACUAUUCACAGACCUUGUGGAGCGUCCAAAUACAGCCGCAUCAGAGGACGGUACAAUUGAGGAUAUGUAUUUGGAGAUGACGUUAGAGCAGAAUGGCUUGAGUGAUUUAGUAGAGGAUAUCUCAGAACAUUUUCUCGCCUUCACCGAUAAGUUGGACGCUCGAAUAAAGAGUUAUUUGGAGAAGUUGACGGCGGAGGAGCUGUUGAGCGAAUGCCAAAUGAUUGAGUGGUUUCAAAUAUUUAGUGCCGAAACGAACUCGAAGAAGAAAAUGAAAAUAUUCUCUAUGUUUUUUAACUUAUACUAUAGUAAUUCUUAAUGCUUGUUUAAAUUUUUGUUAACAAUUACCGGUUUUCCUAAUGGUCAGUAUGGCCUGCCGCCUAAUUUAAUAUAACAGUGCAAUAUUUCUAACAUUUAUGAAAAUGUGUGUGUGUGUGUUGAGUAUAGAAUUUCGUUUGUUAGAUAUGCUUAAUAAAAAAAAAAAUCGAAUCUUAUGUAAAAACUUGUGAGAAUUGAUUAAAUGAUAGCAAAAAUAUUAAUAAACGCAAAAUGUAAUUAAAAAACCCGCAUAAGAUAUGUAUGUAAUAAGCUGUAGUAAAAUGAAUGUACGACAUCUGUGAUGCUAAUUCUCCUGCUGUUUGCCGCGAAAGAGUGCAUUCACAUCUAUUUAUCGUAUUUAUUAGAAUAACAAUGUUGACUAUUGACUAUUGUCUAGCACACUGCUGAGAAGGUAUAACGUGAAAUAAUACAAGUAAAAUGACGAAGAAUAAAUGAAUAUUUAUGUAAUAUGUAAUUAUAAUUUACGAGUAUAGCUUUUAAUUCUAAAUGCCU
Anastrepha ludens (Mexican fruit fly) is the source of this 2022-nucleotide messenger RNA. RefSeq lists its product as uncharacterized. The transcript has a single exon. The record is from RefSeq and is a predicted model, not a curated record. The coding region runs from base 1187 to 1510 and encodes 107 amino acids. NCBI's taxonomy places the organism in Eukaryota, Metazoa, Arthropoda, Insecta, Diptera, Tephritidae.